This is a messenger RNA of Klebsormidium nitens, 1591 nucleotides long. NCBI's taxonomy places the organism in Eukaryota, Viridiplantae, Streptophyta, Klebsormidiophyceae, Klebsormidiales, Klebsormidiaceae. The record is from the annotation of a GenBank genome assembly.
GUAAGAGUCGCCGCAUCACUUCCCUCAAGACGAGGAUGACAGUAUGAUGCAUCUGAGCCAGGAGGUCGGCGAAUUGUCGCUAUCACCCGGCCCCCAAGACGAAGUGCGCGCGUUCGGCGAGGUUUCGAGGUUUGUCGCGGACGGGAAGGCGCGCGCCGCGGGGUUCCUGGCGGCGAUGUUCAGCGCGUGGGCGGCAAACCAGUUCGUGACCUUUUGGAUGGACGCCAUGGGCGCGGCGAUGAUGUUGGGGGCCAGGUUCCUCGCGAUCGUCGAGACGGAGCGCGGGAACCUGCGGCCCGAGAUGGCUGCCCUCAGCAUUACGUACGCCGCCGAGUUCGCUGAGCUGCUCAUGUGGAGCGUGCGCCAGUGGACCGAGCUCGAAGUCGCCAUGGUCGCCGUGGAACGCGUUCUCGACUACACCGCUCUCCCCUCAGAAACCUGGGACGGCCGCCCGAGAAUCCCUCUUCCGGCCACAGUACAGUCUUUGGAAACUGGCGUACCGGGCGCGCGGUUUGUACCGGGCGCUCAGCCGCCCGCCACGUGGCCCGAGCACGGCCGGUUGGAGUUCCAGGACGUGUGGCUGGUGUACGAGGUGCGCGCCAAGGGAGCGGUGAAAGCAACCGGGGGGCAGAAAGUGCCCGGCAGAACGAGAGACGGGGACGGAGAGAAGCCCGGGAAGGCGGCGCUGCGGGGAGUGACAUUUGCGGCGCUCGCGGUGGUGCCUCAGGAGCCGGUGCUCUUCUCCGGGAGCCUGCGCAGCAAUCUGGACCCCCGGGGGGUGCGCCUCGACCGCGAAACCUGGGCGGCGCUCGAGGCCCUUGCGCUGAGGAAGACGGUCGCCGCGAAAGAGAAGAAGCUGGAGGAGGAGGCGGGCGGGGCGCUGUCGCUCGGGGAGCGGCAGCUGCUGUGCGUGGCGUGUGCCCUGCUCCAGUCAGCGACGGCGCUGGCGAACCUGGAGGGAGAGGAGAGUGGCGGGGGGACCCCCCGGGCGUUUGAGGGCGCCCCGGGCGGUGGGUUCUACCUCGGGACGGUGUUGUACAUUGCGCAUAAGCUGAGCACGGUGUUGCAGUGUGACCGGGUGAUUGUGUUGGACCAGGGGCGGAUUGUGGAGAUGGACAGUCCGGCGGUGUUGAUGGCCAGAGAGGGGAGCCGGUUUGCGGCGAUGGUAGAGACGGUGGGUUAAGCGAUGGCGCUUGCAAAGCAGGUUAAGAGAUCAAUGAGACCAAACACGGUAAACGUCAAGGCUCACGGAGUCACAAGCUUGCAGACGCCCGCUAAGUGCAGGGCCAUCGAGUUACAUGUUGCUUUAUUAUGUCCGGCUAGAGACUACAGUACGUGGUCAACCAAGUGGUACGCAUUGUAAAUUCUACAAUAAGCUGCAUGUUUCCGUCUAACUCGAGAAUUCAAUAGCUAAGUCUAACGCUAGCAUAUCAUAGUAUACUACGAUUGUGCGUGGUCUCAAAUUGGAUUUUGUAGUUUUUGAUUCGAACACCGGGUGGUCCGACGAGCCUCGGGCCGGCCACGCUUUUCGAGUUCAGCCAGUCAACUAGUGCAACCAUACACUUUCCGGGCGUCUGCUGGCGCUAUCCAC